Rotaria sordida is the source of this 423-nucleotide messenger RNA. Lineage: Eukaryota; Metazoa; Rotifera; Eurotatoria; Philodinida; Philodinidae. The record is from the annotation of a GenBank genome assembly.
AUGUCACGUGAACAAUCAGCGACAGAUACAAAAGAAUUUCGUUCAUUUGUGAAUGAUUUGCCAAGAUCGGGUGCACCACGUACAACAACAACAACAACACUUGAAAAUAUUCAAGCUAUGAAAAACAAUCUUCGAAUAGCCAAAAACGCAUCCAUCAGAAGUGUUAAUACAAAACUUCAACAACAAGGUUUUAAAACAUCGAAAGGUUCAAUUUGGCGAACUAAACAAUCAUUAAAAUUAAAAUGGUGGAAAAGAGAAAUAGUACAAAAAUUAACAACCGAUCAAAAACUUCCAUGUGUUAUCAUUGCAAAACGAUUACGAAAAAAAAAUGGUUUUAAGAAAGGAAACAAGCUUUAUGACUGGGCUUAUGUUUUGAAUACAGACUUUAGUGGUAUAUUUACUUUAAGUCUUCAAUCCAAUUAA